AUGACUGAACUGCCCAGCCCCCCCAACCCUCGUCUACUACUUCAACCAUUACUCGCAUGUUUACCCACGGCCUCUGUCUCUCCUCGCCCACCGCCAGCCCUCCUACCUCUCCUCUCACCAAUUUUACGCCAGCGGGUCCAAAUCCUCACCUCCCUCUCAACAUCCAAUGAGUCAUGGCUGCGACUACUUUGCUGGGAUAAUGCCAAAGCAGAACGCCUGCAAACUCUGAUCGACGGCGCAAAUUUCGAGCCCCACCCCUCCUCCGGCGAAAUAGAGCUCUCAGACGAUCUUCCCGUGUCAUAUAAGCGGAUCGACGACGAAACACUACGUUCGCAGGUACUGGUGACCGAGUUUAAUCUAGUGGUCAUCUAUCUAUGGUGUCCGACGGACGACACGGGCGGGGGUCCAGCCUGGCGCAUUGCGGAGCUACUCCCGCACGACGACCCCGUGGAUGAACCCGAAUGGGCGCCGACAAUGAGCGACGCAAACAUCCAAACAAACACCAAAAUCCAGGAAAGCUCAGUGCAAGCUACAGGCAGUGAGCCGGAGCAAGUAAAAGAAAGCAACGACCAGGAGCAACAGGAUGAUGAUGACUAUUGGGCGCAAUACGACGCAACUCCAAGCCGCACUCCCGGCCCAGGUGCCAGUACACCGAAUAAGUCGGCCGGUCCGGCAGGUCAAUCGGAAGCAUCAUAUUUCUCACAAUAUGGCGACGUACAGCCAGCAAUGGAUAGUCACGAUCCAUCAGAGGAACAAUCUGAAAUCGGCCCGUCCUCGCUCGGCGGUGAUAUGCUCGCCAGUCUCCUGCGGAAACAAAUCAAUGGAUUGGACGAGCAGGAGAAGCCACGGACGAACGGUUAUGCCUCUGGUGACAUGCUAAAUACCGAGGGUGCUAGACGGCUAAGUCACCCGCGGCCGGAGUCUGCAUCCUCGAAUAACUCUGCCGUCGCGAAACUGGAAGAUAAAGCUGAGAGCCAGUCUAAUCAUGAGGUUGGAGUCAAGCAACAUAUUGGGACGAGUAUCAAAAGUCUGUUCCGUCUUGCUAAGGCUUCUGGGAUUUCCCGGAAUGAAUUUGAGUCUAUGGUGCAAGUCGAAUUGGAGUUAUUGAAGGUUACAGAUCAGGAUUGA
This is a messenger RNA of Penicillium taxi, 1128 nucleotides long. RefSeq lists its product as uncharacterized. Lineage: Eukaryota; Fungi; Ascomycota; Eurotiomycetes; Eurotiales; Aspergillaceae. Bases 1 to 1128 code for a protein of 375 amino acids. The record is from RefSeq and is a predicted model, not a curated record. The transcript has a single exon.